This is a messenger RNA of Aspergillus pseudotamarii, 1812 nucleotides long. Its product is annotated as putative isoamyl alcohol oxidase. The record is from RefSeq and is a predicted model, not a curated record. Bases 1 to 1812 code for a protein of 603 amino acids. Lineage: Eukaryota; Fungi; Ascomycota; Eurotiomycetes; Eurotiales; Aspergillaceae. Gene Ontology annotation, molecular function: oxidoreductase activity; FAD binding. The transcript has 2 exons.
AUGCUCCCAGCCAUCGUUUCGGCGCUGGUCCUGGCGGCGCCAGCACUUGCAUCAGUGACUUGCAAAGUGACCCCAUUGGACUCAACAUGGCCUUCCAAUUCAGACUGGGUAUCUCUUAACGCCUCCAUUGAUGGUAGGCUCCUCCACACUGUGCCCGUCGCCUCGUCAUGCUGGCCGGGUAAUCCGUUUGGAUCACCCGUCUCUUGCGGCAACGUUCAAUCGAACUGGACCAACGGAAUGUGGCUCUCUAAAUUUCCCGAAUCAAUCGAUUACCCAAUCUAUGCGAACAAUUCUUGCUUGCCCCCGAACGCUCCGGGCUACGUCGAAGGAAGAGGCUGUACGACUGGAGGUCUGCCUGAGUACAUCGUGAAUGCGACCACCGAAGAGCAGAUCGCCACGGCAAUGCACUGGGCCUCGAAGCGGAACAUUCGGAUUGUAGUCAAGGGAACAGGUCAUGAUCUAAACGGAAGAUCCAGCGGUGCAUUUGCCCUAUCUAUCUGGACUCAUAACUUGCGCAAGCUCGAGCGCAAUCGGUCCUGGUUACACCCUAGCAAAAACACCUCUGAGGACGUAUUCAUUGUGGGCAGUGGUCAGCAAUGGGGAAAUGUACUCGACAAAGCCCUCGAGCACGGAAGAGUGGUUACCACUGGCCAGGAUCCUAGUGUUGGACUGGGCGGCUACAUUCAGGGCGGUGGUCAUGGCCCCCUCUCCCGCACCUAUGGCCUCGCAUCUAGCCAUGUUCUCCAGAUGAGGGUUGUCACGACUGAAGGUAAGAUUCUGAUAGCCAACGACUCCGAAAACCAGGACCUGUUCUGGGCCCUUCGUGGGGGAGGUCCUGGCCUGUAUGGGGUCGUCACAGAGUACGUUAUCAGGCAUCACCCGGCGCCUAGCAGUGUGACGAUAGGCAAUCUUUUGAUUGCGCCUAAGGAUAGUAGCAACCGAAGUGCAGAAUUGUCCUGGGAUGCAGCUGUGACCCAUCUCUCUGCUCUUCCAGACCUGAUGGAUGCCGGCUUGGCCGGAGCUUGUAUGCUAGCGACAGGUCAAAGUGCCAUGAACUUUGCAUCACUUUCAGAACCCACGACUGGUGCUGUUGUCCAGCAGGUUUUUUGGUCGUUCAACUCCACACCUUCGGCCAUGGAGGCACUUGUCAAUUCUAUUCUGUCAAACAUCUCUCAUGCGGCUGGUGGAAACAACAGUCUCUCCAUCUCGUUCAGUGCUUCCUCCCAUAGUAAUUACUCGUCUUUCUUCAGCGCCAUUUCUGGGAGUGACGCGGCCGGCGGGCAGAGCGUAGUGUCUAGCCGUUUGCUAGGACGGGCCGAGCUACUUGACACGCCUAGGCACAAAAGACGUGCCUAUCUCAAGAUAGCGAUGCGCUCUCAAAAUGAAACCGCCGGUACGUAUGCGACAAUUGGUCUACAAGGCGGCCCCGGGGUGCACAAUACGCAGGAGGGAGAAUGGGGCGCAUUGCUUCCAGCCUGGCGCUCCGCCUAUCUGCAUUUCAUUUCCAAUGGUGCUACGGUUGACCCUACUGCUGCGGGAUCGCCAAAGAAGGCGCUGAAAAGCGCGGCUCACUUUAACGAGGUUAAGGAAAAGAUGUGGAGAGAGUGGUCGCCUAACUCGGGUGCCUAUAUGAACGAGGCGAACCCAUUCACGAGCAACUUCAAGGAGGAUUUCUAUGGCUCAAACUAUGACCUUCUGGCAAAGAUUAAGGCUAAAUACGACCCUAGUGAAAGCCUGUUUGUCCUCUCUGGCGUGAGAAGUGAUAUGUGGCAAUAUGACUUGGAUACUGGGAAGUUGUGCAAAGCUGAAUAA